This is a messenger RNA of Cajanus cajan (pigeon pea), 921 nucleotides long. The record is from RefSeq and is a predicted model, not a curated record. Lineage: Eukaryota; Viridiplantae; Streptophyta; Magnoliopsida; Fabales; Fabaceae.
AUGUUUUUACAUAUCCUUGCUCACAACAUGAAGUACAGAGUAGUGCACUAUAGUUACUGUAGAUCUAAAGAAACAAUAAGCCGACAAUUUAAUAAUGUCUUAAGAGCUAUAAUGAAAGUGAGUCAGGAUUAUUUGAAGUUUCAUACCUAUCUAGAAGGUCCGGGUGAAAAUAAAUGGAGAUGGUUUGAGAAAUGUGUUGGAGCACUUGAUGGGACACAUAUUCCGGUAACAGUUUCUCUUGAAGAUAGACCUAAAUAUCGUAAUAGAAAGGGUGAUGUCUCUACAAAUGUGUUAGCAGCCUGUGGUCCAGAUUUAAGGUUUAUUUAUGUGUUACCUGGGUGGGAAGGGUCAGCAGGAGAUUCUCGAGUAUUACGAGAUGCUUUACGUCGUCAAAAUAAACUUGAAAUUCCAGCUGGUAAGUACUUUCUUGUGGAUGCGGGAUAUACUAAUGGUCCAGGAUUCUUAGCACCAUAUCGAGGGACUAGAUAUCAUCUAAAUGAGUGGAUUGGAAACACCCCUCAAAAUUUCAAGGAGUUAUUUAAUCUUCGUCAUUCAAGUGCACGAAAUGCAAUAGAAAGGUCUUUUGGAAUACUGAAAAAAAGAUGGAGUAUAUUAAGAACUCCUUCAUUUUUUGAUAUAAAGACACAAAUAAGAAUUAUUAAUGCUUGUUUUUUGGCUGGUGGCGUGGCUGAUGUAUCUGUCGGUCUGGUUCAGCCUUCUGUAGCUGGUGCUAUGGUGCAACUGGACAAUGCCUUGAUGGAAAUGGCAGAUGAGCAAGUAAUUAAGACAAUCAAUUUAGAGAAACUUCGUAAAGCUAGUGUUGGCCUCAAUCCAGUCGGUGAUGGCAACAACCUAGAUGAUCCAACUACUGAUUGGGUUCAGUCCUGCACUUGGAGAAUGCAGCAGCUGCAACAACUAUGA